Molecule: messenger RNA, 2251 nt
Organism: Centruroides sculpturatus (bark scorpion)
Lineage: Eukaryota; Metazoa; Arthropoda; Arachnida; Scorpiones; Buthidae
Product: major facilitator superfamily domain-containing protein 12-like
Exons: 11
Coding region: 128-1585 (485 amino acids)
Biological process (GO): carbohydrate transport
Cellular component (GO): membrane
Molecular function (GO): symporter activity
Source: RefSeq, a predicted model, not a curated record
AAUUUAAUUCUCGGAUAAUUCGUGCGAAAUUUUCUUGGAUAUUCUCAUCUCAUUUUCAAUUGUCUUUGCAGUUAACUGUGAUUUUAAACGAAGGAUAUCGAGAAAUUGCAAGGAUAUAAGAACAAGCAUGAGAUUGUCGUGGAACACGCGAAUAUCGUUCGGAGUGGGACAUUUUCUAAACGAUUUGACCGCAUCUAUGUGGUUCACUUAUCUCUUAGUCUAUCUGCAAUUCGUCUUGUGUUUCGACACUGGAGUUUCCGGUUUCGUUCUGUUAGUUGGUCAAGUGACAGAUGCCAUAGCAACACCCUUACUAGGAUACGAGACGGACAGUUCUCAUCAUUUAGGAAUAUGCAAAAAAUAUGGAAGAAGAAAAGUAUUAUAUCUUUUCGGUGUUUCUUGCGUAUUAUUUAGCUUUCCAUUUAUAUUCAUCCAGUGUCCAGGAUGUAGUAAUAGUAGUCAAUGGGCUAUGGUGGUCUAUCUGGUUCCUCUAGUGGUAAUCUUUCAAACAGGUUGGGCUGCCGUUCAGGUUUCUCAUCUGGCACUCAUACCGGUCAUCACAGAUGAUUCUUCCGAGAGAGAUUUUCUAAAUGUUAUAAGGAAUGCAUUCGAUGCGGUUGCCGAUUUUAGUGUUUUUACAAUCGCGUGGAUCAUUUUUGUUACUACCGUCAAUGGCCCUACCGAUGCUCUGUCUAUUGCUGAAGAUGAUAAGACCAAAUUUAUGAUUAUUGUUAUGACGAUAAUCUGUAUUGGAUUUUCGACAUGCGUUAUAUUCUACUUGGGAGUGAAGGAAGUAACACCCGUUCAAUCUUCUACCACCUCGAUUGUUCAACGUCGAACAUUAAAUAAUCGGAAAAUAUUCAAGGAAAAAGAAUUUUAUAAAAUAGCUGUUAUAUAUACCACAGCGCGAUUAUUUCAAAACUUUAACUUAGUUUUCAUCCCUCUUUAUUUACAAGAAUCUUUAGGAGCAACUCAGGAUUUUAUAGCUAAAAUACCACUCCUAAUCCAUGUUGCUGGGUUUGCAUCAUCAUUCAUAACGCGUUAUCUUAUGAAGUUCUGCGGAAAGAAGUUAUCAUUAAUAUUUGGUGCAGUGAUUGGUACAGGAGGGUGCACUUGGAUAUAUUUCGGAGAAGGCCCAUCUUUCUGCUCACAGUAUAUAUACGUGGUAGCUAUUCUUCUAGGAAUUGGCUCCAGUAUAUUAGUUGUCACCAGUUUGGCUUUAAUACCGGAUUUUAUUGGACUCGAUACUGAUAUUGGUACUUUCGUGUACGGAGUGAUAAGUUUCUUUGACAAGUUAGCAAACGGAAUUGGUAUAUUAAUUAUACAAUAUUUACACGAUAUAAUGUGUGAUAAAUGCGACUGGUUUUAUCGUCACAUAAUGUCUAUUGGAGUUGGAAGUAUAGGUGUAGCAAUGGUUUUAAUGAUCCUAUUAGAAAUUAAACUAAUACACAGAGAAAAUACUUGCAGAAAACGCUUUAUUGCGGAGAAUAAAUUAAAAAAUGAAUUCGUAAACAACAAAUCGGAGAUACAACCAUUGCUGAGAGAAAAUGGCAUGACUCAUUUUGCAUUACAUAGUUCUGAGUGCUGAAACUUAUUUAUCAAAAUGUGUUUUUAUAUAUAUUUUACUAACUCAACGCAUUAAUCUUUUAUAGAAGAGAAAUUUAGCCAUAAUUACCUAUAGAUAUUUCAACUAUUCUUCUAUAGUAUUCAGUCGGAAUUAACUGAAUAUUCUAAUACACUCUUCUAGAGAAUUCAAUCAGAAUUAACUAGAAUUUCACACUAUUUUUCUAGAGAAUUCAACCACAGCUACCUGUAUCAAGCCAAGUAAUUUUUUGAAUUAAAUUUAAUUCACCUUCAACUUUAAUUCUUUCAAUUGUGGAACGUCAUAAGAAAUCAUAAAAGAUCAUACCUCGAUAUAGUAUUCCCCUGAAUAGCGCCACACCAUAAAGCACCAGUUACUUGCGAAUCGAUCUUCUCUGUGAAUAUAAAAUGGAGAAGACUUCAUUAUCUGUGAAUUAUUAAAUGCAUGAUUUUGCAUUGUUAACAACUUUAUCUAAUCAUAUGAUUUUCGAACCCGAAAUCAUUGUACAAGGUCUCAUUGUUUCAGCUUUAUGAUAGUGCCAUACUCGAUUUAAUACUAAUUACAGGCGAUUCAUCAGCAUUUAUCCGUUCAGAAGGCUUGCGCUUUACGAAGGUGGCGUUAUUUAGAGAGACGAUAUAUCGAGAUUUUAUUGUACAGUACUUUCUAAUUCGU